AUGUCUGACUCAGGGCCUUCCUCUACACCGCCAUUGAGGAACCCUAAGCUCAACGCAAUGAGUAAAGCCUUCUCUCAAAUCGACCUGGAUGGUCAUGAUUUACCGCCGUCCCCAGCACCCUCAAGCCCCAGAGGUGGUCGCAAUUAUGCCAUUGCCACUCAGUUGGUCUACUCCGAGGGCAACGAUCAGUACAAUGCCAGCAGCGUACCUAUUUACCAGUCUGCAACCUUCAAACAACAGUCUUCCACGGGCGGUGCCUCCGAAUAUGAUUACACCCGCAGCGGGAACCCGACCCGAACCCACCUUGAGAAACACCUGGCAAAGAUCAUGCGAGCAAAAAGAGCACUGGUUGUCUCCUCUGGCAUGGGUGCUCUCGACGUUAUUACUCGCCAGCUGCGCCCUGGCGACGAGGUGGUAACUGGGGACGACCUCUACGGAGGCACCAAUCGACUCCUAAAAUAUCUCUCCACACAUGGCGGCAUCAUCGUACAUCAUGUCGAUACCACCACACCUGAAAAGGUUCAAGAAGUGGUGUCCUCCAAAACCGCAAUGGUCUUGUUGGAGACCCCGACCAAUCCAUUGAUCAAGAUCGUAGACAUCCCCACAAUCGCCAGUAUGGCCCACAUCGCGAACCCUUCAUGCCUGGUCAGUGUAGACAAUACCAUGCUGUCGCCGCUCCUACAGAACCCUCUCGAGCUCGGUGCUGACAUUGUAUACGAGUCUGGCACCAAAUAUCUCUCCGGCCACCACGACCUCAUGGCCGGUGUUCUCGCCGUCAAUGACGAGUCACUUGGCGACAAACUUUACUUCACAAUCAACGCAUCUGGUUGUGGCCUUGCCCCCUUUGACUGCUGGCUCUUGAUGCGGGGAAUCAAAACCCUCAAAGUCCGCAUGGACGCCCAGCAAGCUAACGCAAUGCUCAUUGCCCGCUUCUUGGAGUCCGCCGGUUUCAAAGUUCGUUAUCCGGGUCUGAAGUCUCACCCUCAGUAUGACCUGCACAACUCUAUGGCUCGUGGCGCCGGAGCAGUGCUCUCAUUCGAGACAGGCGACAUUCAGCUCUCGGAGCGCAUCGUUGAGUCGGCCAAAAUCUGGGCCAUCAGCGUCAGCUUCGGCUGCGUUAACUCACUCAUCAGUAUGCCUUGCCGCAUGAGUCACGCGAGCAUCGAUGCCAAAACCCGCCAGGAGCGCGGCGUGCCCGAGGAUCUGAUCCGACUUUGUGUCGGUAUCGAAGACGGAGAGGAUCUCCUCGACGACCUGAGGAGUGCCUUGGUCCAAGCGGGCGCCAUGGACGUCUCCUUGAAUGGCCUCUACGCCAAGAAUGCAACGAUUGGUGACUCUCACUCUGAGGAAGCCGAACAUCUCGCUGCAACAGCUGCUUCUAUUAAUGAACCUUGA
This is a messenger RNA of Exophiala aquamarina CBS 119918, 1395 nucleotides long. RefSeq names its product cystathionine beta-lyase. The coding region runs from base 1 to 1395 and encodes 464 amino acids. Gene Ontology annotation, molecular function: pyridoxal phosphate binding. Gene Ontology annotation, cellular component: cytoplasm. The transcript is spliced from 2 exons. Lineage: Eukaryota; Fungi; Ascomycota; Eurotiomycetes; Chaetothyriales; Herpotrichiellaceae. The record is from RefSeq and is a predicted model, not a curated record. Gene Ontology annotation, biological process: 'de novo' L-methionine biosynthetic process; transsulfuration.